CAAUGAGCGACUAGGACGGUGCCCGUUUCAAACUUGCCGCCGUACCUGUACUCUCGCGGCCCAUCGAGACAGGUAGCGGGGAACGGAGAGGUGUCUUGGAAUGCGGUGGGGGCCGUAGCACUCACCACCAGCUCAAUUCUCAGUUCAUCUCGAGAACCGACAGCGAGAGUACGCCGCGAGUACCUGCGUCCGCGAAAGUCAACCUUGUUUUUGUGGUGAACCGAAAACUUGCUCCCUAAUAACUCGUACAAUCUGGAUUACAUUGGAAUAGUGGUACUACUAGUUCGUAUAUGUGUGUGUUGCUAAUGUUGUGCUUUUUUGGAUUACUCUUUAUCAACAGUCUCUAAGAAGAUAUUUCACUCACAGGAUGUGCGAGCGAUAACGAAGAUGAUUUCGACGAUGGCGGUAGUGUGGCUGGCCAACCUGCUCAUCCUGGCAGCGGCGGCAGACGAAUACGUCCGCGACUUGGAAGUGUCAGAAGGAGCUCCCGUGGGAACGAGGAUAGGCUUCAUCGGCGACGGGGCGUCCCCGAACAGCGGUCCGCCGUAUCUGAUCGUGCCCGUGGGAAGUGCCGUCGAGACGGAUCUCUCCAUCGACCAAAACACCGGCGAAAUUCGGACUAAAGUGCCUCUGGAUAGGGAGACCCGCGCGAGCUACCACUUGGUGGCCAUACCGAUGAGUGGGGAUAAUGUCAAAGUGAUUGUUAAGGUUCUGGAUGAAAACGACAAUGCUCCAACCUUUCCGAUGGCUGUUAUGAACAUUGAGUUUCCAGAAAAUACACCUAGAGACGUCAAGAGGACCUUACACCCUGCUAGAGAUCUGGAUCUUGACAUCUACAACACGCAAAAGUACAAUAUAAUAUCUGGAAACAUAAAUAACGCAUUUAGAUUGUCUUCCCACAGAGAACGUGAUGGUGUAUUGUACUUAGAUCUCCAGAUCAAUGGGUUCUUAGACAGAGAAACCACUGCAGAUUACAGUCUAGUCAUUGAAGCUUUGGACGGAGGUACUCCUCCUUUAAGGGGAGAAAUGAUUGUGAAUAUAACGAUUCAGGAUGUCAAUGAUAAUCCACCUGUAUUUAACCAAAGCAGGUAUUUUGCUACCAUCCAGGAAAAUGCAACAGUUGGAACAAACGUCUUGAGAGUAACAGCUACAGAUGCAGACUCUGAAGAAAACGGCCAAGUUGAAUAUUCCAUAAACAGAAGACAAAGUGACAAAGAUAACAUGUUUCGCAUUGAAUCCUCCACUGGCCUCAUAUCAGUUAAUAAACCUUUAGAUUUUGAAAUCAAAGAAUUACACGAGUUGGUAAUAGUAGCAAGAGAUCAUGGUUUGCAGCCUUUAGAAGCUACAGCGUUUGUUUCUAUAAAAGUGACAGAUGUUAACGACAAUCAACCAACCAUAAAUGUGAUAUUUUUAAGCGACGAUGCUACUCCGAAGAUAAGUGAAUCUGCGCAACCUGGAGAAUUUGUAGCCAGAAUAAGCGUGCAUGAUCCAGAUUCAAAAACUGAUUACUCCAAUGUGAAUGUAACACUUUCUGGAGGAGAUGGCCACUUUGGUCUUACUACCAGAGACAACAUUAUAUAUCUGGUGAUUGUUUCUUUACCGCUGGACAGAGAGCUGAAGCCUAACUAUACUUUGAACGUAGAAGCAACAGAUAACGGGAAUCCUCCUUUGCACGCCACAAGGACCAUAGAUCUUGAGGUGACUGAUAUCAACGAUAACGCUCCUGAGUUUGACCACGCUGUUUACCACGCAAACGUUAUGGAAGUUUCUGAUCCGGGUACGUCCGUUCUUCAAGUGCUUGCCAUCGACAAAGAUGAAGGAAACAAUAGUGCGAUCAGUUAUUCUCUUUUGGAUACUCCGGAUACCCAUUCGGGAUGGUUCCGUAUCGAUUCUCGAAGUGGUUUGGUAACUACGCGCGUUCACGUGGAUUGUGAAACUGAUCCAGUGCCAAAAUUGACGGUGGUGGCUACCGAUAACGGGUUUCCUCCGUUGUCUUCGUCAGCUACAGUGUUAGUGACUAUUCAUGAUGUCAACGACAACGAGCCGAUCUUCGACCAGAGCUUCUACAACGUGUCAGUGGCGGAGAAUGAGCCGAAAGGACGAUGUAUUUUAAAGAAAGCAGACCACAACACACAACCUGUGCACAAGAAGGAAGCAAAAAACAUCAGAUUGCUGUAUCCCAUAAACGGGGAUAAAUGGACAGUUUUCCAUAGAAGCACUAGUCCAACAAAUGGCGCAAUUACAGGACAUGCUCACUCAGAUGAAUCAAAUUCUGAAUAG
This is a messenger RNA of Diabrotica virgifera virgifera (western corn rootworm), 2280 nucleotides long. RefSeq names its product protein dachsous-like. The record is from RefSeq and is a predicted model, not a curated record. The transcript has 3 exons. Gene Ontology annotation, cellular component: plasma membrane. Gene Ontology annotation, molecular function: calcium ion binding. The coding region runs from base 388 to 2280 and encodes 630 amino acids. Gene Ontology annotation, biological process: homophilic cell-cell adhesion. NCBI's taxonomy places the organism in Eukaryota, Metazoa, Arthropoda, Insecta, Coleoptera, Chrysomelidae.